This is a messenger RNA of Leptonychotes weddellii (Weddell seal), 2023 nucleotides long. Lineage: Eukaryota; Metazoa; Chordata; Mammalia; Carnivora; Phocidae. The record is from RefSeq and is a predicted model, not a curated record.
CGUGUCCCGGGGCAGCUGCCCUGGCUGCCGGGACACAGCGCGCCGAGCGUCCGCACCCUCCGCCAGUCCCCCCGCCAGCAGGUCACUCGAGAAAGAUGAAGAUAUUUAGCAUCUUUGCAUUCAUGGCCUACUGCCAUUUGCUGAAAGCAUUUACGAUCACAGUUUCCAAGGACCUGUAUGUGGUGGAGUACGGCGGCAAUGUGACCAUGGAGUGCAAAUUCCCGAUAGAAAAGCAGUUAAACCUGCUUGCACUAAUUGUUUACUGGGAAAUGGAGGAUAAGAAAAUUAUUCAGUUUGUGAACGGGAAAGAAGACCUGCAAGUUCAGCACAGCAGCUACAGCCGGAGGGCCCAGCUGCUGAAGGACCAGCUCUUCUUGGGGAAGGCUGCGCUUCAGAUCACAGACGUGAAGUUGCAGGAUGCCGGGGUUUACUGCUGCUUGAUCGGCUACGGCGGUGCUGACUACAAGCGGAUUACUUUGAAAGUUCAUGGUAAGAGUACAUACAGGGGAAGAGGCCCAGUCUUUAUGAAAACCAUAACCCAGUGCUGAGCACUUUUCCUUCUUGGAAGUCCACCUUGCUCUCCACAGUGGCAAUCUGCACAUUCAUUCAUUCAUACACCCCUCCAAUGAGCAUUUCUCAAACACUUCCUCUUUGGUAGUCCCUGGAGAUCCAGAGCUGGACAUGGUAGGACCAUAUUCCACAGUAUGUUCGGUUCUCCUAAAAAUAAAUUCCUAGUCUUUACUUUUUUAUUCUUAUGAAAGUGAUACAUGUACUUGCAAAUCAUUCAGACACUAUGGAAGGGAAUAACAUGAAUUACAAAAGUGUCCUUCCCCCUUCACUGCCGCCCUCCAUGGCAUGUCAAGAUAGUAGCCAUUGUUUGUGUGUCCCUCCAGGAAUUUUUUCAUUCAACUAUAAUUUUUUUAAAAUUUUAUUAAGUCUGCCAUCAUUUUCCUUCUUUUAUACCUCUCUAUGUCAAAUCCAAAUUAAUAUAGUAAAAACAAACCCCACUGUGAGGUUCACAUUCAAAAAGUCUUGAAGUCAAUCUAUAAAGGCAAAAAAUAAUAUCAAACAUAAAGGAAACUGUUCUUUAGAGACAGUAUAAGCUGUGCUCACUGGGCAUAUAUUCAUCUUGAAAAUCUACACCGCUGUCAUCUUGGAGUGUUGUAGAGGAACUGUGAGUAUCAAAUUCCCAGGUACUGACCCACAAAUAUGUCAUCAGGUCACCUGCGUUCAAAGUUUUGUGUUGCUACUAGAUAAGAAAAGGAAAACACCUUAGCUGACCCCCUCUACUUUCACUGUUAAGACUCAUAGAAUUGAGAGAUGAAAGGAUCCUAAGUAAGAGCAGCUAAUCCAAACUCCUGAAGAACAGAAAUCCCCCUAAGGGAUCUUCUGCUCACAUACUUUCCACAGUGACACCCGGUCACUUGGACCUCCCUUCCAUAGCCUUUUGAAAUUAUUUUCUGAAACUGAGCUGAUAUCUACCCUCUCUAGUCAUAGUUUUGAGAUUAUCUGCCUGCUUAUUUUGUUUACAUGAUGACCUUUGAAUUUGUGAUCAGAAUCCAGUCAUCACUCCUUGUUCUUUCCAUUCUGGCUUAACUACCUUCAAUCUGAAGAUCAAUAUUACAAGUAGAAGAAGUUUACAUUUAUCAUAAAGGGUUAAAGGAUCAUUGUAAACUCAGUCAAAAUUACAGAGCAACUGGGAGAAAUGCAUCUCUUUUAAUGGCACAUUACUGGGUUUCUGAUUCUGGAUCAAUUAAUGCUACUGUGGUUAAGAAGAUGUCACUUGUAUUGGGAAGUAGACUUAAUUUUCAUUAUAUUUUGCCAUAUACUUCUCCACAACAGUGAUAUUUAUGAAAGCAAGCUGGUGGAAUCCCAGUUUGGGAUUUUCAACUUUUCUCCAGCCCAUCAGCAAAUAUCAGGCACUGACUGUGUUUCAGACUUUCAGACUCCCAGUAUUUAUACCUCCAGAGUGUGUAUGAAGUUGUAUAUUGACUUCAAAACUACAGUGAGCUUUUCUUGGUCU